UACUAGAAACAUUUACGCCUCCAAGUACGUGCUGUUUUAUAUGGUCAUGAGUGGUUUUCAUUCCGUAGAAAACCAGAGAAAUAUUUACAUUGAAUCCGCAGCGAUCGGACAGGUGCGUCCACAAACAGACUAAUGCAUUGGUUAGGAACCCCCCCCCCUGGAAAGUGGUAGGUGCCAUUAAGUAAGAUUGCGUAAUACCUGAUCACAAGUCACAUUUUCUGCUGAUCACUGCUCGGAAAACAACAGCUCGGAAAGUGGCACCGCUUGAAGAACUCGGCAUGCACGCCAUGAUGAAGACCCUGACCUUUGCCCUUCUCGUGCUGCAAUGCACCCUGGGAGCCAGGAGGGACGACAACCAAUGGCUGCUCAGCAGGGAGGAAGCUGGAGAUCGGGACAAUGACGACUUUGCCAAGCAGAAUUACCACGAGGACUGUGAGGCCGGAAUCAACAAGCAGGUCAACCUGGAGAUGUCGGCCAGCUACACCUACAGGUCCAUGGCGUCGUACUUUAACCGUGACGACAUUGCGCUGAAGGGCGUUGCCGGGUUUUUCCGUCACCAGGCGGAAGAGGAAAUGGAGCACGCCCGUCUGCUGGAGGAAUACCAGAACAAGCGCGGCGGGAGAGUCGUGUACGAGAACCUCAAGAAACCAGAGAAGGACACGUGGGGCAGCGGUCUGGAGGCCAUGCAGGACGCGUGGGGCGAGUGGGAGAUGUGUGCGUUAUGUGUGUGUGUAUUAACAUUUAUGCAGGACUUCCUGGACGAGCACUUCCUGCGUGAGCAGGUGGAGUCCAUUAAGCAGAUCGCGGACUACAUCGCCAACCUGAAGCGCGUCGGGCCGGGCCUGGGCGAGUACAUGUUCGACCAGCACACUCUGAAGGGCGGCAAGUAGGGCAGGCACAACCCGCACCGCGACACCCGAGACAGCGGCAGUAGUAAGCCAGGCACAACUCGGACCGCGACACCCUCCGCUCACACAGCGCAAUAGCCACUUUACGCAGCAUCAAGUACAAUCAAUCAAUCAAUCAAUCAAUCAUCCGCGGGCUCAGUACAAGUACAGUGAACGUUAAAUCAGGACUCUAAUCUAAACCCGCCGGUAUUAUCUUAAAUAUCCGUUUUAAAUGCUUUACCAAUAACAACACUACAACAGGAGUCUGGGCAUUACAACACCCGUGAUACUAUUAGCAUCUCAUUCAAAUGACAUCAAAUUACACACCAGGCAAGUUACAUCUGAACCCCUCCAACUGUUCAUGUAGCCAUGCACGUGGUAUAUAAUCUACACGCCAUUACAGCAUGUAACACGUGAAGUGUGCAAUAUACGAUUCUACAAAGUAACUGAAUGCUUUGCAGAAGCCUUCUGUUUCAAUUAAUGUGCAGAAAAAUUCACUUAACACUUUAAUGUAAGGCUCCAGAUAUUCAAGCUACUUAAAAUCAAAUGUCUUAGAUCUUCAACUGAUGACAUUAAAAGUACUUGCCAAUAU
Messenger RNA from Branchiostoma belcheri (Belcher's lancelet), 1479 nucleotides. RefSeq names its product soma ferritin-like. The transcript is spliced from 7 exons. Gene Ontology annotation, cellular component: cytoplasm. Gene Ontology annotation, biological process: iron ion transport; intracellular iron ion homeostasis. NCBI's taxonomy places the organism in Eukaryota, Metazoa, Chordata, Leptocardii, Amphioxiformes, Branchiostomatidae. Bases 279 to 890 code for a protein of 203 amino acids. The record is from RefSeq and is a predicted model, not a curated record. Gene Ontology annotation, molecular function: ferric iron binding; ferrous iron binding.